Cylicocyclus nassatus is the source of this 1533-nucleotide messenger RNA. The record is from the annotation of a GenBank genome assembly. Lineage: Eukaryota; Metazoa; Nematoda; Chromadorea; Rhabditida; Strongylidae.
AUGUCAAUCACUUACGGUUACAUUUUCUACACACUGCGAAAACGUCUUCGCGCUAUUCAACUACAGGAGAUGGCAGGAGGACAAUUUCUUGGCUUUGGUGCUGACGUCGGAAACAUAACCACAUCAGCUAUACAAUCUGUUAUUGGCAUAGCACCAAAAAAUCGAAACAUGAUCACGUGGGAGAAACCUUUGCUGCGAAAAAUAGAGGAAACUGCUGCAGAACAUGCCAGUUCGUUAAACGACAGCGAAAGAGAGCAGGCUAGUUUGCAUAAAAGUCAGGACUACAUCACAAUUGACGACGAUAGUGAUCGACCGCCAUCGGUUCUUUUGGAAGCAAUAACGUUAAGAUGCGAACAUUCUAAUCAUGGUCCGAUGUUGGAGCUUCCACGGCCAGCAUAUGCCAAGAACAUGUCGCGACGAUUUUCUGACGCUGUACAGUCCAUCUCCGCACGCGGACGUAAAACUGUCAGCUUUCGAACUUCUCGAAACCGACGCCGUUAUUCUGAGAUACCAGUUCGACCCGACGAAUGCCAGGAUUUGAACACCUUGAACAGUCUCAAACCACCAUUGAAGCGAACACUUUCUCUUCCUAUUACUACUGUAGUAAUAGCUUGUGUUCACAAGAAGCACAAUAAAGGCCGUGCAGAUGACGAAGAGAAGCGAAAAAUGAGGCGGCUUUCCGAAAUUAUCUCCGAUUGGGAUAGGCCAUCCACUACGUCACUUUCUCAUAUGUACUCUUAUGCUCGACGCGAAAGCGUCUACAUCGCCAGGAAAAAACUAGCGGGACUCAAAGAUUGGGCUCUUGAUCUACUGGCUAAGCUGAAAUCUAAGCAAGGAAUGGCGAUACGCAGAGAGGCUCGAGCCACGAAACUUGUUGCUACCGUCAUGGUCGUCUUUCUCGUCUGUUGGCUACCUUUCUUCACAUUGAACAUGAUCAAAAUCUACAAGCUUAUCUAUAACUCUUGGCCAGUGGACUUGGAGAUUUGGUUUCAUUGGUUCACGGCUCUUGGUUAUUUAAACUCUUCUCUAAACUUUUUCAUCUACUCAACUAUCAACCCCAAGUUCCGCCAUUCUUUUCGAAGAUUACUGGGUUUUCGCAGAUCACGAAGGCAAAAAGAAAAGUCAUGGAUGCUUCCACCCAAGGAGAGCAGCAACUUUUCCAGAGAUCCAGCAAAAUGUGGUUGUGGAUUCAACAAGAUUGUCAAAGUUCCGCUGCGAAGAGCCAGUUCAGUAGGACCGCUAAAUCGCAAAGUUUCCAUGCAAAAACCUGAGAUCAUUAUCGACGAAAUCUCGCCAAAUCAGUUUUCCAUUUCAGCAGGAGGAAACACGACAUUCAGGAGAUCUUCGGAUGACUGCAUUCGAAGAUCCUCAUCGGAAAUUAUUGGUGGUAUUGUGCUUCCUUCACAAUCUAGCAGCGAGAAACGAAGAGGAUCGGGAAUGUCUAACAGUUCGGCAUCAUUAACAAUCCGAGAAAGCAGAAUGACAUUCGAAGCAAUGGUGCACAACCAAGUGGAUAUGGAAAUCUUUGUUUGA